GGGAGUAGCUAGAGCACUGGAAGAAAAUGGAGAAGGAAACACAUGACAAUGCAAUAAUUUGAAAUAUAAUAAUGAUGAACAAAUUCAUAAAAGUUGAACAAUGAAGAAAAGGGUGGCCAUCAUUGGGGCAGGAACAAGUGGCCUUCUUGCUUGCAAGUAUAUAGUGGAGAAGGGCUUUAAUCCAAUUGUUUUUGAAGCUGAAGAAAGCGUAGGAGGAUUAUGGAAGCAUACUGCAGAGUCCACCAAGCUCCAAAAUGCCAAAGAAACUUACCAAUUUUCAGAUUUCCCUUGGCCUUCUUCAGUUCAAGAAGUGUAUCCUAAUCACACUCAAGUGCUGAAGUAUCUUCAAUCCUAUGCUCAACAUUUUGGCAUCGUUCCUUACAUAAAAUUCAACUCCAAAGUCAUUAGUAUAGACUAUGUUGGAGAGUCUUAUGAAGAGAUGGAGUCAUGGGAUCUAUGGGGAGGAACAGGCAAGCCUUUUGGCUCUAGAGGGAAAUGGCACAUUAUAGUCCAAGACACCAAAAGUUGCUCAGAAGAGGAGCACCAAGUUGAGUUUGUGGUUCUCUGUAUUGGAAGAUUCAGUGGUCUUCCAAACAUACCCGAGUUCCCUCCAGAUCAAGGCCCGGAAGUAUUCAAUGGUAAGGUGAUCCAUUCCAUGGACUACUCUGAUAUGGACAAGGCCAGUGCUGCAGAAUUGAUUAGAAGAAAGAGAAUUGCAAUCGUUGGCUCACAGAAAUCUGCAAUUGACAUUGCAGGAGAAUGUUCAAAUGCAAAUGGAGUUGAAUACCCUUGCACAAUGAUUCAGAGGACUGCUCAUUGGUUUCUCCCCAGCGGCUCUUUGUGGGGAGAGUUACCCUCUUCGUCAUACAAAGAGAGGUCGAAAUUCCCAGAUGGAUUGAAGGCAACUGAGACUGCCACUUGCCCACGCGGCCGAAUUGAAUGUGAAAUGUGCAAAGAAGCCAUGGAACCCGAGAUGGGUUUACAGGACAUGAAUGGAGUAGGAGAGAAAAUGGUCUGUUUUGGUGAAGGGGAAAGUGGAAGUACAGGGUUGAUGGAAGAAGUAGCCAUUGGAUGUUUCAGCUUUCAAGCUGUGUAUGUCAUGUGUGAUGAUGAUAUGGUCUGA
Molecule: messenger RNA, 1123 nt
Organism: Corylus avellana
Lineage: Eukaryota; Viridiplantae; Streptophyta; Magnoliopsida; Fagales; Betulaceae
Source: RefSeq, a predicted model, not a curated record